Molecule: messenger RNA, 6714 nt
Organism: Brassicogethes aeneus
Lineage: Eukaryota; Metazoa; Arthropoda; Insecta; Coleoptera; Nitidulidae
Source: the annotation of a GenBank genome assembly
CAGCAGCCGCAGCCUCCGUAAACAAUGCUGUAGUGCCCUUCGAGCGGGUCGUACGUACGCGGUUGUGGCGUGUCGGGUGUGUAUCGCUCGCGAAGCUCGUUUACUUCGUGGCAUCGCAGAGCCGGCAUUCAAGUCUUUGCCGUGCAGUGCGCGCCGUGCCUGCGGAACAUGUGCUUUAAAUUCGCGCCGAGAUUUUGUUUGAUUCGUAGAUUACGCGUCGCGAUUUCUCGACUGUUGGUGGUGUCUUAGAGGUUUUUGGUGUAAACAGGGAAAAACAGAGGUACAAACAUUGGGUCUUCAAUUUCUUGGUGUGACAACAGCAACAAAAACUUUUCAAAAAUGGAGUUUUCGCGGGCUUUUCACCCGGGAAAACGCAGAGCAACGCCGAUUCCCGUUGCACCUCCAAGGAUACCAACUCCGAUGCCUCUUAACAAUAAUAACACCAGCAGGACGAACAAGCCCAAAGAACAGAUAACGAUUAGCACAAUAUCGGGAGGUCCGAGCGUGGAAGUAGGCACCGGCAGGAAUCAGCUGCAGCUUCAGCACCAGCUGAAUUAUCAGAAUCCCCAGAUGUCUCAUCAUCCAGCGACAUGCGGCUCCGACAUUCCGAUGCUUAUCACAAAGCAGUCUUAUAAAUUGCUCGAUAAUGAUGUCAAAACGGCAUGGAUCAAUCCGAGGCUAAUCUCAAAGAUUGACAUGGAGGCGAUGAAGAAGACCGCGGACUACCCCCCACCCCCGGAGCGAAACAUGAAUGGAUGCAGCAGCACCGGAGUCUUCCACCACAACAACCGGCACCCCAGCUGCGGCCGCGUGCACGACAGAGAGUGGGAGCGCGGCACAGUCAAUGGACAGCGUGCCGGAGUCUCCAAACCGCGCUCAGUGCCUGCCUCAACAGUACAGGCUCCGGACCCGUCCUCCAGGCGGAAGCGCCGACCGUCGAUGGACCUCCACGCGAACAACAACCCGCCCCCGACCGCCUACAGGUCGCACAUUCCCAAAGCCACCAAGUCGCGGUCCGGUCCGACUUCCAACAAUCAGCAGAAGCUCAAGUAUGUGCCGAUGCAGAAGAACGUUUUUCAUCACCACCAAAGCGAGACCACGUCGUGCUACGUCGGUGCCGGGUUGACCACAAGUGCUAGUGCUAGUGCGGGAGUGUAUGGAUUGUACUCCGAAACGAACUACGUUUACACCGUCAACGAUUCCACCAGUUCGGCAGCCGCAGCUUUUUUCGCAAGAGCUGCUCAAAAACUGAACCUUUCAUCUCCACACCGGAGAAAGAGGUACAAUUCUGAAGAUGAAAAUAACACAGGAUUUUGCGGUUCCUUACAGAGAUCUCCACCUUCAGUACCACCAGCUUUGCUUAGAAGAAUCGGGGUUAAGGAAAUUACAGGAGUGGGAAAGGUGAAAGUGAUGUUAAGGGUGUCGAGUACAGGACAAAAUUCUGAAGGAAGCAGCGCAAACACAUUCUUCAAUUUGGAUAAACGAAAGAAACAGUUGACUCUGAUUGAUCCUUCUUCUUGCAAUGGGUCGACUCCUGAGGACCGCAAAGUUGGCGUAGCGGCUCCAAAAAUGUUUGCUUUUGAUGCUGUCUUCUCGCAGGAUGAUUCACAGACUGAAGUGUGCUCCAGUGCUUUAACGGAUGUCAUCCAUGCUGUAAUCAAUGGAACUGAUGGCUGUCUAUUCUGUUUUGGACACGCUGGACUCGGCAAAUCGUACACAAUGCUCGGCACACCGGAUAAUGCAAAUACUUUGGGGAUCAUCCCUUGCGCAAUUUCGUGGCUGUUCAAAGGAAUAAAUGAACAGAAACAAAAGACGGGAGCCAGGUUUUCCGUCAGGGUCUCGGCGGUGGAAGUGUGCGGCCCCACGAACCAGCUCAGGGACUUAUUGGCAGGAUAUUCAAAUGACUCUGAACAAUCUCCAGGGGUGUACCUGAGGGACGACCCCCUCUUCGGCAACCACCCGCCGCACUGCGAGCUGCGGGUGCCCACGGCCGAGAAGGCCGCCCACUACUUGGACGCGGCGGUGGAAUGCAGGACCGGAGCGGGGGCCGCGCAUACGUCCGCCGCUCAAAGGGAAGACGCCAGGGACUCGCAUCUGCUGUUCACGCUCCACGUGUACCAGUACAGCGUGGCUGGAAAAGGAGGAGUGGCUGGUGGAAGAAGUAGGUUGCACCUCAUCGACCUGGGUAACUCCGAUCGAGGUAAAGCUAGUGGAGGGAUACCUUUAUCUGGCGUGGGGAACAUACUGCUUGGAAUUUUCAACGGCCAAAAACAUUUACCGUAUAAGGAACACAAACUAACACAACUUUUAAAAGACUGCCUAAGUUCACUCACAUGCCAUGCCGCAAUGAUUGUCCAUGUGUCGCCGUACGCGCAAAAUUACUCCGACACGUUAACAACAGUUCAACUGGCCUCCAGGAUACAUAGAAUGCGCCGACGAAGGAUCAAAUUUGUCAAUGUUGGAACCGGAAAUGGGUCGGGAGGAAGUUCCGGCGAGGAAGCCACAAGAACCACCGGAACGAGCAGCGAACCUGACCCUUCAAGUAGCGACUUAUCUGCCGAUACGGUUAUCUAUGUUGGACCAACUGAUGAUGCCACCGAUGGAGAACAUCCCCCUGUAUAUAUACCGAGUUUGAAUUCCGGGGACAAUAGAGGGUCUAUGAGCAAAAUACUAAGAGGCUCCAGUGCAGAACAGAAACCUAAACAGAAAUCAGAAGAGAAACCUUCAAUACACAGACCAAUAAAGACGUGCCAAAGUAACAAAACAUCCCCGGCACAUACCAACUCCCCGAAGCAAUCGCCAAGCCGAAUACCUUCGAUUAAAAACAAACAACCGGUAAACGGAGCAAGCGAUGAGCAAUGGAUUGACGGUCCGAGAAUAUCGAAAUCGAAAGUCGCCGAGGCGAGGCAUUUGAUGAAGGAAGUUUGCCACGUCAAAAAACGCGAGACUUGGAUAGACGGUCCCAUGCAGAGUGAGCCUAGUAACGCCGGGUACGGGUAUAUGGAUAGCCACAAGAAGAACAUGAUUAGGCAGUGGGUGGAGCACCAAACAUCGCAGAUAGCGAAGGUUAACAAACACGGGCAUACUAGAUCUGAUCCCAAAACGCAUAAGGAAGCUGCGAAGGAGUUGACGCAAUUCAAAAAUUGCGAUGAAGAGGUUAUCGCUAAGCCCUUGGACAGUAAGAAACACGAGGUGGUGGAAGAAUCGGUGAUUAGAACUGGGUUAAAGCUUAAUUCCAAUCAGGCAGAUAUAAUUCCUGAAUGCGUGACACCGGAAGAAAAGCCGGAAAAUGAUGACGAGAUCGAAGAUGAGGAAGAACCAGUGGAAAUGCCUCCCGCCCUACCGUUAAUCCAACCUUUAAGCAGUAGAGAAGUAUCUCUUGAGAGUUUAGAUCAAUUAUUGAAAGAAAGGAUGCUAUCAAACGCUGAAUACAAUAGUUACCAGAACAAUACCUAUGAAGAGCACUUGUGUAGCGAUGAGGAGGUGCUUGAGAUUAUCGAAGUUGAAGAACCUCUCGAGCCCGUACCUACACAAGAUUGCUGUCUGCAAGUUACCGAAGAAGACAUCGCUUUUUGUAUGGGUUUGUCCGAAAACCCUUUACCGGAAGUUGACCAAGAACACAUACUAGAUCACCCUUUGCGUAUAUUAAGCCAAGAAAACCUAACCGUGGUUUCCACUUUUACAGAUUCCAUGUCAGUUUAUACAGAUUUAGAAAGAAUAUUGCCCAGGCAUAGAUAUGAUCGCUAUAACUUAUACAACGAUGACUAUGAAGACCCAGACAAUCCAUAUCAGCGCAAUGGUAACUUCGAUGAAACUACCAAGAAAAAAUUCGACCAACUAGCAAAAUUACACGAGUUAUUCUCCAAUCGUUUAGCAAAAGCCAACGUGGCGAACUCGGAGACAUAUCAACUUCAAAAGCAGAAUCAACGAGUUUUAACGCGGUGCGAAUCACUGACUCUAAACGAUAUGCUUUAUGGAGAUGGUAACCACGAUAAUAGCAGCAUUUACAGCGAGCCCGCCUACGUAGCGCAAAAGUUUUGCGAGAAUUGCAAAGGGAACAUAGACAGACCCGCUACAGCACAAAACUGGUACACAGACACAUACAUGUCGGCUAGUACGUACGACCUACAAAAACUUCCAAACGAGAACGGUUUGGGUAGAUUCCAUAGCCAUAGCCAUAGAUACAGCCACAAGUUUAAUAAGGAUAAUAACAUAGCUUACCUAAGGCAUCCCGAUGGUGCCUCAAACCCGAAUUUACGCGAAGACUUUACUGCAAGAUUACAGGGUGAUAAAGUUAAGGCUUUCGAGGAUUCAAUAACGGUUCAGCCUUUACCACCUCCAAGCCUAUCAUCGGUGGAGAGGAUGAACCGGGCAGCUCUGAGCCUUGAGACUGGGGUAUCGGCCAUAAAGCUAACUCAGAAAUCUGAAGGUUACGACAGUGGUCACGAUUCGACGCCCAGGACUUCGAAGCACAGUCCGGCGGCAAUAUCUAGGCGAGCUGAGAGCGGAUACGACAGCGUCGUCAGGGACAGCGAGAGCUCGAGCAUCGAUUCCGACACCAGUCGGCUGUCGCACUUGAGGAACAGAAGAGGUAAAUGCAAACACAAGCAUGAAAAGUCCUUCUGUUCGUGGUUUUUGAAUCCAUUUACGUGCAAGUACAUCGACGAACCACCCGAAACGCAUUUUUAAAUGUUUUUAGUUUUGAUAUUUUCGGUCUUUCGUGUGUAGGCAAAUUUUUUUAUUAUUUGAUCUCAGGAAAGGUUAAGGCUGUUUUUUGCUAUGUGAAGGAUUAAGGUAAGAACCAAAUCAUUUCAUUAACAUAUUUCAUCUUAGUCAUCAGUCAAACACAACAUUUUUUUAAUCGUACCAAAUUAAUUCUAGAUGUUUAUUUUAACCAUUUUAUUUUUUAUGAUUAAUUGGCAAAUAUUAGUUUUGGUUCUUAUUUUACGACUUCAUCUCGUUUUUUAAUCUAGGUAAUAAAUCAACACACACAGGGUGUAGUAGGCCAUAUUUAAGUUAAGGACUAAGCGAUUUUUAUAGCUAUUGCGCAAUGUGUUUGAAAACUACAAACAUCAUAAUUAAUCAUUAUUAAAUGAAAUUUUAGGUAAUGUAUUUUCGAUAUCUAUUUGCUGUUGUUAUUCUAGGUAAUCAAGCAAUUACAUAUCUGAUUCGAACGAAUUUGUAAUUGGAACGUAGCUCUAAAGCACAAGAAGGCCUGCCGAGAUAAGAAAAAAAUUGUCCAAAGUCUCUAUCACUAUUUGUUUGUCUCUACAAAGGUACUUUAAUUAAUUGGACCGUCUUUUUCCCAUUAAUACAACUAAAUGAUUUUCGUGAAAUAAAGACUUUAUUAGGUACUCUAAAUGUUUUACAUCCAUAAUCUAAACAACGAGUAAUCCAUUGAUGAAGAACUUCUGUGAUUCUGGGAAAAAACUUAACCAAGUGUACAGGCUUGUUUUAAAGCCAACUUUACACCUUUAAAAGAGUUUGGCGCAGAGACCAGAGCCAAUUGUAGUCUAAUAGUGCAAAGUUUGGGCUAUAUGGUGGACGCGUCAAAAGUUCUCAAUUUUUGAGAUGAACAUAAAGAAAUUUUGAUCUCUUAAAUCAUGGGCAUCUACAGUGUUCUGCAAAGGGUUAAAACUGUUUGGUGAUAAAGGACCUACCGGUCUUGCUCAAUUUUUUCCAUGACUUUUGGUGAUUGGUCGAUAAGAGCGUGAUCUAUAACAUCAUUAUUUCCAGAACAAAAACGAGCAAUGCAUCACCAUAAACUUUACUUUUUUGAGUACCUAAUAUAUAUAACAUAAAAUUAAAAGGAGGACCUGGUUAAUUAAAGUAUCUUUAUAGUUAUACCCAUUUAACAUCAUUUUUCCAUUCAGACAAAAAUAAACACUUUUGUAAACAUUUGGUUGGUAUUUUUGUCUGAUUCUGCACAAUAAACCAAAACGAACAAAGUAUUUUUUAUAAUUAAGAUAUUAUAACUAAUAAACAUUGCAUCUAAACGAAAAAGCUUAUAUAAAUAAAAUCAUUGUAUCUGUCCUAAACUGUACCAUAUAUAACAUAAAAGUACCUUCACUAUUUUUACACCUUCUUAUAUAGUAGAAACGCUUCCUGGUUGAUUUUAAAAAAAAUUCUAACAUCAAGUCUGAUAUUUUAUAUACACCAGUAGUUGAAGUUGAUGUUUAUAUUUUUUUAAAGUUGAUCAACUACAUACAUAUAAAGUUAUUUACUAAAAUACCACAAAUGGCUUUUAGGAAAUAAUUUGUGCACCUUUAUAUAAAGUAAUGAUUUCCUUAAUAUAUAAAGCAUAUAUUAUUGUAUGUAUUACGUGGAUUUAAGAAAAAAUAAAUCUGUAAACGAUCAGUAUCAUAUGGUAUACGUUGAUGUGUCAAAUGUAUUGUUAAGGUCUCACUAAAUAAAAUCCUGCAUAUCGAACCUCAACGGGAUCAAGAAUAAACUCAAUCUUUGCAACCAUUUUUCAAUCUAUUUAAUAAGUUUCAAAGACUGCUUCUCACUUUUUCAAAAACUUUUUUUAUACGAAAAAGCUUCUUAGACUUUGAUAAUUGUAAUAAUUAUUAUAACAUUUUAUUUGUGAUAUUGUAAUUUUUACUCUACCCAUUCGAUGGACGAAAAUUUAAUAUUUAACUUGUAUAUUAGUGUAUUAUACAUGUAUUUAUUUCAAUUGUUAUUAUUAUUAAUUAUUUGUAUUAUAGCUGUUAG